AGACGGGGCGCGCGCUGUGCCCGUUAAGAGGCCGCCGGUGCCCUCACGCGCCUCACUCUCGUCGCUUCGCUCGCCGAGCCCUCGCCUCCGUACCUCGCCCCAGGCCCCGGCCCCGCCGCCCCAGGCCCCGCCGGCCCCGGCCCCUCGCCUCAGGCCUCGGCCCCUCGCCCCGCACGCUCCCCUGGCCGGCAGCGCUCCCGGCUGCCCCGCCGCCUCCGCCGCCCGCCGCCGCCUGAGGAAGGAGAGAAGACGGGCGCGGGCCGCAGCGGCGCUGGCCAGGCCGCGGUCCCGGGGCCGUAGCGGCUCGGUGUCCGUCCCGUCGCGUACGAGUCAGGGAGCUGCUGUAAAGCGAUGGCGCCCGGGCAGCUUUCCCCAGAAGAUUUAGAGGAUGAUUUUGGUGGAGAGAGCUUGGCAUGGUCCUCACCCCCACAUCAUGCAUGAAGGGAGAUGAAGAGAAAUACCUCCCAGGUUCCCCCGGCGUGUUUCGUCCCCAGAGCAGAGCAGGUGAAGAUCCAGGGCUCAGAGCUCGGCAUGAAACAAGGUUUGAAAAAGGACGGAUCUACACCUUUAUUGGGGAGGUGGUGGUUUCCAUGAAUCCUUACAAGAACUUGAACAUCUAUGGGCGAGACGUGAUUGAGCAGUACAAGGGAAGGGAGCUGUACGAGAGGCCUCCUCACCUCUUUGCGAUUGCUGACGCCGCUUACAAAGCCAUGAAGCGACGAUCCAAAGACACCUGCAUUGUCAUCUCAGGUGAAAGCGGGGCUGGGAAAACUGAGGCCAGUAAAUACAUAAUGCAGUACAUAGCAGCCAUUACCAACCCUGGUCAGAGGGCUGAGGUGGAAAGAGUCAAGAACAUACUGCUGAAAUCCAACUGUGUGUUAGAGGCCUUUGGCAAUGCCAAGACAAACCGGAACGACAAUUCCAGCAGGUUUGGAAAAUACAUGGAUAUCAACUUUGAUUUCAAAGGAGACCCCAUAGGUGGCCAUAUCAACAACUACUUACUAGAAAAGUCUCGUGUGAUUGUGCAGCAGCCAGGAGAACGAAGCUUUCAUUCUUUUUACCAGCUCCUGCAGGGAGGUUCUGACCAGAUGUUACGUUCUCUACAUCUGCAGAAGGAUGCCUCUGCUUACAACUAUAUCUGUCCUGGAGCACAGAUAAAGUGCUCCAUCAAUGACGGCGCAGAGUUCAAAGCCGUAGCUGAUGCCAUGAAAGUGAUAGGCUUCAAGCAAGAGGAGAUUCAGACUGUCUACAAAAUUGUGGCAGCCAUUCUUCACUUGGGGAACUUGAAAUUCUCUGUGGAUGGUGACACACCUGUAAUAGAAAACAGCAAGGUCGUGGCUGUCAUCGCAGACCUGCUGUCAACAAAGGCUGACAUGGUGGAGAAGGCUCUGCUGUUCCGGACCGUAGCCACGGGCCGGGAUGUCAUUGACAAGCAGCACACUGAGCAAGAGGCCACCUAUGGCAGAGAUGCCUUAGCAAAAGCGAUCUACGAGCGCCUCUUCUGCUGGAUUGUCACUCACAUCAAUGAUGUGAUCGAAGUGAAGAACUAUGACACCACCAUCCAUGGCAAGAACACGGUCAUUGGCGUGCUGGAUAUCUAUGGCUUUGAAAUAUUUGAUAACAACAGUUUUGAGCAGUUUUGCAUCAAUUACUGCAAUGAAAAGCUGCAGCAGCUCUUCAUUCAGCUGGUUCUAAAGCAGGAGCAGGAAGAGUACCAGCGAGAGGGAAUCCCCUGGAAGCACAUCGAUUACUUUAACAACCAGGUGAUUGUGGACCUGGUGGAGCAGCAGCACAAAGGGAUCAUUGCUAUUCUGGACGAUGCCUGCAUGAACGUCGGCAAGGUGACGGAUGAGAUGUUCCUUGAGGCUCUCAAUAACAAGCUGGGCAAGCAUGCUCAUUUCUCCAGCAGAAAGCUUUGUGCAACUGACAAAACUCUGGAGUUCGACAGAGACUUUCGGAUCAGGCACUACGCCGGGGACGUGAUUUACUCAGUCAGUGGGUUUAUUGACAAGAACAAGGACACUUUAUUCCAAGACUUCAAGCGCCUCAUGUACAACAGUUCUAACCCAGUGUUGAAGAUGAUGUGGCCUGAAGGUAAACUGAGCAUCACUGAGGUGACCAAGAGACCUCUGACAGCUGCUACUCUUUUUAAGAACUCCAUGAUUGCACUAGUGGACAACCUAGCAUCAAAGGAGCCCUACUACGUGCGUUGCAUCAAGCCCAACGACAAGAAGUCUCCGCAGGCGUUCGACGAGGAGCGGUGCCGGCACCAGGUGGAGUACCUGGGCCUGCUGGAGAACGUCAGGGUGCGCAGGGCCGGCUUCGCCUACCGCCAGACCUACGCCAAGUUCCUGCACAGGUACAAGAUGAUCUCGGAAUUCACGUGGCCGAACCACGAGCUGCCCUCAGACAGGGAUGCUGUGCAGAAGCUCCUAGAGUGCCACGGCUUCCAGCACGACGUGGCUUACGGCAAGACCAAGAUCUUCAUCUGCACGCCUCGAACCCUCUUCACCCUGGAGGAGCUGCAUGCCAAGAUGCUUGUGAGGAUCGUCCUCUUCCUGCAGAAGGUGUGGAGGGGCACCCUGGCUCGCCUUCGCUACAAGAGGACGAGGGCUGCGCUGACCAUCCUGAGGCACUACCGCCGCGCCAAGGUCCGCGCCUACCUGCAGGAGCUGGCCCGGCGCUUCCAGCCCGUGCGGCUCACGAAGGACUACGGCAAGCACGUGCAGUGGCCCGCUCCUCCCAAGGUGCUGCACCGCUUCCAGGAGGCACUCCAGGCCAUUUACCACAGGUGGAGAGCGGGUGAGCUCAUCCGGAGCGUCCCACCAGAAGUCCUACCUCAGCUGAGGGCCAAGGUUGCUGCCAUGGAAGUGCUGAAGGGUCACAGAGCUGAUAUUGGCCUGCAAAGAGCGUGGGAGGGGAAUUACAUCGCACUGAAACCAGAUAACCCCCAGACCACGGGCUCCUUCAUCCCUGUUGCCAACGAGCUGAAACGGAAGGACAAGUACAUGAAGGUUCUGUUCUCGUGCCACGUGCGCAAGGUCAACCGCUUUAACAAGGUGGAAGACAGAGCCAUCUUCAUUACUGACCGACACCUGUAUAAGAUGGACCCUGUGAAGCAGUACAAGGUGAUGAAGACCAUCCCCCUCUACAAUUUGGUAGGAUUGAGUGUCUCCAAUGGGAAGGACCAGCUCGUGGUCUUCCACACGAAAGACAACAAGGAUCUCAUUGUGUGUCUCUUCAGCAAAGAGCCCUCCAACGACAGCAGGAUUGGAGAGCUGGUGGGAGUCCUGACAAGCCACUUCAAGAGCGAGAGGCGUCCCCUGCGCGUGAGCGUGGCACACCCGGUGCCCUGCAGCCUGCACGGGAGGAAAUGCACCGUGGCCGUGGAGACCAGCAGCAGCCAGGCGCAGCCGGACUUCACCAAGCACCGCUCGGGCUUCGUGCUCUGCGUGCCGGGGCAUUAACGGGGGCAGGAGACACGAGCGGGGGCUGCCGCUGCCCCCGGCCCCGCCGCGGGAUGCGCUCGGACACGCUCGGCUGGGACUGGGGCACCGGCCGCUAAAGGUGGAACAAAGCCCGGGCUCGGAGAGGGCUUGAUCGCCACGUGAAGGCUUAAAAACGGCCGGUGAGCUGCAUCCAUCUCACAGAACGGGCCAGAGCAGCAGGACAGUGCUUCUGGUCCGAAGGUGCAUCUAUAGGCACCUGCACCCUUUCCCCCGUUGCCCACGGCCAGCUCUCACACCCUCUGCUGAUCCCUCCUGGGGUUAGAUCUCGCGUAUCCUUUGUUUUUUGCAAGAUUCUGCAGCCUCCAGCUGAGGAACCAAAGAUCCUGGGCUCAGGGAGCCCCGUGCUGCAAGCCCCAGCCCCGGCGAGGUGGGGGCUGGAGGGGCUGAGCCUGCACCUUCCACCGCCCAGCACACGCCAGCGGGGAACACAGCCCCGGCCGCUGCCUGAGCUCAGGAAGCCACCGAGAGCCCCGGGCUGGGGGCAGGCCCACUGCCAGAACGGAGAGUGGGACAGUGCAGAGCUUUUAUGCCUUUAAUCCUGCAGCAUUCUGCCUUAAUUACCCUCUCCAAUGACCUGAAAAGCCAGUGGUCCUGUUCAGACCAAGUGGCUGAAUGCUGAGCCCCGGUGCUGGGGGCUGAGGCUGCAGCUCUUUGGCUUCACACUGAACCUCUGGGCACAUCCAUCCAUGCCCCUCUCUCCAUCCCUCCCUCCACCCUCCAUGGGUGGCACCGUGGCUUCUCCAGUGGCACCCAAACCCAGCCAAGCUGGAGCUGGGUGUUUGCAAGAGGGCUCCACAGACUAAGGAGCUCUUCAUUUCUGCUGCAUCGUGGGGCUGUGUGUGCUGAGUCCUGGCACUGCUGGUCAGGUCAGGAUCUGCAGCAGGGCUGGUGGGGGGAGCCCAGCCUAGGAAUCACCCACCUCCAGCCCAGGGAGCGCAGCUUUGAUGAGCAUGGGAAGAACUGGGAAGCCUGGAAAGGGCUUCUCACCUGCCAGCCUGUCAGGGGAGGGUUUCCCAAAGCCACGGACACAGGGACUGUGCCACACCAAGCCCCAGAGUGUGGAGGGAUCCUGCAUGGGGGGAUCCUGCACAGAGAGCUCUGCUCGUCAGGUCCAACCCACAUCCUCAGGAAGCAGCUCCUCCAGCUCCUGGCCAAGUCACCCACCACCCCAGCCCAGCCACACCAAGGGCUCCUCACCUUGUCAAGCACCUCCCACGAGCGGCUCAGGACCAGCGAGGCCCCUGCACCUCCUCCUGUAGCCCCCAGCACCAGCUCCUCGCCGCCAGCGCCUCGGGACAGCCCAGCCCGCGUCUGCCUCCUCCCAGGAAAGCUCCAGAAGGCAGAAACCCGGCUGCUGCUGUGCCUUUCUCCUUGCACUCCUCGCUUUCUGCACCUCCUUGGCCAGCCCUGCCCCAGGAGCAGCGACCUGCAGCCAGGCAGCAGCAGGAGCUCCGUGGGCCCUGCGAGCAAGUGCAGGGCAGGUCCAACCUACGAGAUGGCAACAUUGGAGGUGAUGAGAUGUGUCUUUAUGAAAUGUAGCUGUUCCUGUUCUGGUUUUAUAGAGAGAGAGAUAUAUAGAGAUAUAUAAAGUAUAUAUUCCUGAUUAUUCCCAUAAAUUAACUAGCCCUGAAUGGGGUUUUGCUCUUCAGCCUGGGGCAAUGCUGCUGCAAUGAUCCAAUGCUGCAAUGAACCUCUGGGGGAGUUGAAUUGCCGGUAUUUUAACGUGUAAAAAAGCAGUAAAUCAAACAAUCCCUCUACUAUGCUGCACCUGGGCUCUGGUUUCCAUCCUUCACCGCAAUAAACAACCCCCCAGGAGCUGCA
Colius striatus (speckled mousebird) is the source of this 5330-nucleotide messenger RNA. Its product is annotated as unconventional myosin-Id. Gene Ontology annotation, cellular component: plasma membrane; actin cytoskeleton; myosin complex. The transcript is spliced from 23 exons. The coding region runs from base 414 to 3467 and encodes 1017 amino acids. NCBI's taxonomy places the organism in Eukaryota, Metazoa, Chordata, Aves, Coliiformes, Coliidae. The record is from RefSeq and is a predicted model, not a curated record. Gene Ontology annotation, molecular function: microfilament motor activity; ATP binding; actin filament binding. Gene Ontology annotation, biological process: vesicle transport along actin filament; actin filament organization.